UUCGGGCAACAGUGCUCAGGGUGGCGGGCGGGAGAGCUGCCAGGCUACGGAGAGGACGGCCUGAGUGGGGGCCGCUCCGCCGCCGCUGCUGCUGUGAUGCGGAGCCGGUCCUGCGCCGGGCGGUGGAGUCAGAUCCUCGGCGCGGGAGCACGAGCUGCAACAUCAGCACCCGCGGCGGCGGCACCUGCACCAGUUCCCCGGACCCGCGUUGCGCUCUCAGCCCCGCCGCGCUGGGGGCCGCCGCCCGGUGCUCUCUAUGGAUGUCAAGGCGGCCCCCAAUGGGGUGGCCACCAUCGAGGACCGCAUCCUGCGGAUCACCGGCUACUAUGGCUAUUACCCCGGUUACUCCAGCCAGAAAAGUACCUCCAGAUCAUCAGCAGCUCGAUGUAAACCAGGAACCAACUGUCCCAGUUCACACAGUGGCAUCAGUAGACAACUUUCCCCACUCUCCGUCACUGAAGAUUCUUCUGCUCCUAUUCUUGAACUUCAGAGUCGAGGAUCCUCUGGUGUCUGUGGACAUAGAAUCGAGAGACAGAGCAGAUCAGGGGACGAUGGCACACAGACUCAUCCUGAGAACAGCAGCCAAGAAAACAGAGUCAAGGCUCGCUGCCUGUCCUGCACAUCUGCGUUGCUGAAGGCCAUCUGGGGGCUCUUGAUCAUCUUGUCAGUGUCAUCGUCUUGGGUUGGAACCACACAGAUUGUAAAAAUUACUUAUAAGAACUUCUACUGUCCAUUUUUCAUGACUUGGUUUUCAACAAAUUGGAACAUUAUGUUUUUCCCAGUUUAUUAUUCUGGUCAUCUAGCCACUGCUCAAGAAAAACAAUCUCCAAUGAAAAAAUUCAGGGAAUGCAGUCGGAUUUUUGGUGAAGAUGGUCUGACACUGAAGCUUUUUCUUAAAAGAACUGCUCCUUUUUCUAUUCUGUGGACUUUGACUAACUACCUGUAUUUGCUGGCUUUAAAGAAGCUGACGGCCACGGAUGUCUCUGCUCUGUUCUGUUGUAACAAAGCCUUUGUCUUCUUGCUGUCAUGGAUAGUGCUGAAAGACAGGUUCAUGGGCGUGAGGAUAGUCGCUGCCAUAAUGGCAAUCACAGGCAUAGUGAUGAUGGCAUAUGCGGAUAAUUUCCAUGCUGAUUCCAUCAUUGGAGUGGCAUUUGCCGUGGGUUCUGCAUCUACAUCUGCAUUAUAUAAGGUUUUGUUUAAGAUGUUCCUUGGAAGUGCCAACUUUGGUGAGGCAGCACACUUUGUUUCUACGUUGGGUUUCUUCAAUUUAAUCUUCAUCUCCUUCACUCCCGUCAUACUGUAUUUCACCAAGGUGGAGCACUGGUCCUCAUUUGCAGCUCUGCCAUGGGGCUGUCUCUGUGGGAUGGCUGGACUGUGGCUGGCCUUCAAUAUCCUGGUGAAUGUUGGUGUGGUGCUGACAUACCCCAUCCUGAUUUCCAUCGGGACAGUGCUCAGCGUCCCUGGGAAUGCAGCUGUGGAUCUGUUGAAGCAGGAGGUGAUAUUCAACGUGGUGCGCCUGGCCGCUACCAUCAUCAUCUGCAUUGGGUUUCUACUGAUGCUAUUGCCUGAGGAAUGGGAUGAGAUCACCCUGCGAUUCAUCAACAGCCUGAAGGAAAAGAAGAGUGAGGAGCAUGUAGAUGACCUCGCUGACUCCAGUGCACAUCUGCGGAGCAGAAGCAGGGCCAAUGGGACAGUGUCUAUACCACUGGCUUAAAAAGCAACACACCUUGGAUGCACGUGUAUGUAUAUUCUGUGAAUAUAAUAAAAUUUUCUCACUACCUGUACACUCAAACAACAGUACUAACUCUGAAUUUGGAUAAGUCACAUGUGAAAUAAUGCCAACUAUAGAAGUUUACAUUUAUAUGCUUAUCAAGGAACUGGUGUAAAUAACCAUAAUAAAAUUUUUAUUAAAAUAUA
Talpa occidentalis (Iberian mole) is the source of this 1917-nucleotide messenger RNA. RefSeq names its product solute carrier family 35 member F4 (gene SLC35F4). The transcript is spliced from 8 exons. The record is from RefSeq and is a predicted model, not a curated record. NCBI's taxonomy places the organism in Eukaryota, Metazoa, Chordata, Mammalia, Eulipotyphla, Talpidae. Bases 257 to 1714 code for a protein of 485 amino acids. Gene Ontology annotation, cellular component: membrane.